Messenger RNA from Xenopus laevis (African clawed frog), 1953 nucleotides. It is a transcript of the gene serpinh1.L, whose product is annotated as serpin peptidase inhibitor, clade H (heat shock protein 47), member 1, (collagen binding protein 1) L homeolog. Gene Ontology annotation, biological process: collagen fibril organization. Gene Ontology annotation, cellular component: endoplasmic reticulum lumen; endoplasmic reticulum; extracellular region. The record is from RefSeq and is marked provisional. Gene Ontology annotation, molecular function: serine-type endopeptidase inhibitor activity; collagen binding. NCBI's taxonomy places the organism in Eukaryota, Metazoa, Chordata, Amphibia, Anura, Pipidae.
CUUGGAGACCAGUGCAGCCUUCCCAGUUCUUUAGGAGUGCCAGCUUGCACCCUAUUAUUGACGUCACCAUGUGGAUGAUUAAGCUUCUAGCCCUCAGUAUCCUCCUGGUUGUAGAUGCAGCCGUAGACAAGAAGCCAGUAGCAGACAAAAAAGUGGCACCUCCAGCAGACAAAAAAGUGGCGCCUCCAGCAGACAAAAAAGUGGCACCUCCAGCAGACAAGAAAGUGGCACCUCCAGCAGACAAAAAAGUGGCGCCUGUAGCAGACAAAAAAGUGGAGCUUCCAGCAGAGAAGAAGAUGAGCCAACAUGCAAAUGUGCUAGCUGAUAAGAGUGCAGGCCUGGCUUUCAACCUCUACCAAACCAUGGCCAAGGACAAGAAUGUGGAGAAUAUCCUUCUCUCUCCGGUAGUAGUUGCUUCUUCUCUUGGCCUGGUGAGUAUGGGUGGACAAGCCAGCACCGCAGCCCAAGCUAAAGCCGUCCUUAGUGCGGACAAACUCAGUGAUGAGCACAUCCACUCCGGCCUUGCUGAGCUGCUCAACGAAGUGAGCAACUCCACUGCCCGCAACGUCACCUGGAAGAUAGGGAACCGCCUGUAUGGGCCCAGCUCCAUCAGCUUCUCCGAUGACUUUGUGAAAAACAGCAAGAAGCACUACAACUAUGAGCACUCCAAGAUCAACUUCAGAGACAAGAGAAGUACCUUGAGAUCAAUCAACGAAUGGGCUUCCCAGACCACCGACGGCAAACUGCCUGAGGUGACCAGCUCCGUGGAGAAGACUGAUGGAGCUCUCAUUGUCAACGCUAUGUUUUUCAAACCUCACUGGGAUGAACGAUUCCACCAUCAGAUGGUUGACAAACGUGGCUUCAUGGUUACCCGUUCCUUCACUGUGUCUGUCCCCAUGAUGCACCGCACAGGGCUGUACAACUACAUUGAUGAUGAGACAAAUAGCCUCCAGAUCCUGGAGAUGCCACUAGCCCAUAAGCUCUCCAGCAUGAUCUUCAUCAUGCCCCACCAUGUGGAGCCCUUGGAGAGGGUAGAGAAGCUUUUGACAAGAGAAAACGUCAAUGGUUGGGUUGGAAAGAUGAAGACGAGAGCGGUGGCUGUGUCUCUUCCUAAACUCAGCUUGGAAGUCAGCCAUGAUCUUCAGAAACAUCUGGGUGACCUUGGUCUGACUGAGGCCAUUGACAAAUCCAAAGCCGACCUUUCCAAAAUCUCCGGCAAGAAGGACCUCUAUUUGGCCAGCAUGUUCCACGCCGCUGCCCUGGAGUGGGACACAGAGGGAAAUCCAUUUGAUUCUGAUAUCUACAGCCGAGAGGAGCUCAGGUCACCCAAGCUCUUCUACGUCGACCAUCCCUUCAUCUUCCUCAUCAAGGACAAGAAGACAGAUUCUAUUCUCUUUAUCGGCAGACUCGUGAGGCCGAAGGGAGACAAAAUACGCGAUGAAUUAUAGUAGAUUGUGGGGAGGGGUGGGUAGUUUUUAAAAUAAUUUCUGUUUUUUACCAAGAGGAUGGCUAAUGAUGAUGAAUAAAUGUUAGAAUUUACUUCUACAGAGCAUUCCACCAAGGAGAUUGGGUUCAAUGCCUUUGGCCUCACCUAAAAUAGGUGGUAACUGGUGCUACAUACGGGGUCAUUUCUAGCAGUCAUAUCAGUUCAUGGGCUGGGAAUAUUUAUUAUAUCAGGUUAAUUCAAAAAUAUGGAACUCUGUUUUCAGUGUUCUUGUUACAGGUAAGGGAUCUAACAACCGGGAACCCCUUAACCAUAAAGCUCAGAGCUUGUUUACAUAGAGUGCUUUUGUCUGCCUUGGAAAAUAAUGUGAGGUAGUGUAAACAAUCAGACUAGAAUCCCUUUUAAUGGGGUGGUUCACUUUUAGGUUAACUUUUAGUAUGUUAUAGAAUGCCCAAUUCUAAGCAAAGUUUCAAUUGGUCUUCAUAGUUUAUUCUUUAUAGUUUUUGCCU